ACUUUCCUCUUGAGGUCCUGAGAGUCAUUGCCUGCCAGGGAUAUGCACAGACUCCCAAAGUGCCCAGAAAGAGCUGAGAGAGCUGUUCCUUUCACUCUGUCUUCCUGAGACCUGUUCAGUGGCUGUCUGUGGAGUCCAGGGGAGACUGCACACUGAUCUCAGGCGCUCUCAUGGGAUACAGGACUCCUCCAGAAGGAAACAUCCCAGGGCCCAUGUUGGCAAUAGCCAGCUUUUUGGAGGAAUUCACUGUAGACCUAGCCACCACAGCUCCAAUGAUGAUCACAGCUCCAAAGACAACCAGAGCAGCAAUGAUUACCAUGUUAGAGUCGGCGGAUGGAGGAGGCUCUGGGAAGGAUGUGAAGAGAACAAGGGAGCUGAGAGAGGGUUGUUCCUCAAACGACAUCACUUACCUGAGUGUUGCUGAGUUUCCUCCAACAAUCUGUGGAGUGUCUCUACGCAUGUGCCCUCUAGGUAGGCCUUGUAUUCCUCUGCCACUCCAGCCUCCUCCCAUUUGUGUUGAGUGAUCUGAGCCACUGCAUCUGCUGCGGUCCAGGAGCUCAGGUCCUCGUUCAGGGUGAUGUAAUCGUGGCCAUCAUAGGCAUGUUGAUAGUGCCCAUGUAGGAACUGACCGUCUGGCCCCACGUAGCAUCCGUGCAUAUCCUGGAUAGUGUGGGGACCUGGCCCGGGCAUGAACACAGUCCCGCCCAUGUUCAGGCACAGUCCUCAAACCUAAAGCAAAACUCAGGCACCCACAGCGGGUCCCAUAUCCCUUCAGUGAUUUCGUGAGGGGACGUGACCUCCGACACUCGAGGGGGGUCACUUACCGUCCUGACUCUGGUUGUACAGGUGGAGUAGGUUCUGAAGGCAAGUCCGGAAAUUCUGGGUGUGCUCCUUGAAUUUCCGCGUCUCCUGCUCCCAAUAUUCGGGCUCCAUCUGUUCCACCCAAGGCUUGCAUGGCUCGGCCCUGGGAUUCUCAGAGUCGCUGUCGAAGCGCAUGAACUGCGUGUCGUCCACGUAACCCACAGCAGUGAACCGGGGCUCCCUGAAGCCGGGCCGGGACAUGGCAGUGGCAUAAUACCUCAGCGAGUGUGAGCCUAGGGGAGGAGCGACGUGAGACCCCCGACCUCCUCUUGGGACCCUGGGAGGGUGUGCAGACCUGGAGAUGAGCAGGACUGGGGCUCUGAGAAAGGGCUGAGACAGGACAACUCGCUUUCCAAGUGCCACCAAGAACCUCCCCACAAAGGCCCUUUCCCUCGCGACCCCCACUCACUCUUGCCCGCUUGGGUCGAGGCCAGGGCGGUCACCAGCAGCAGGAGAAGUAGAGGGCAACUCGUAAGGGUCCCCAUCCUGGGAUAGGGAGGGCUCAGGACAGUGAUAUAAAUCCUGGACUUGGUAUCUUGCAAUCACAGCUACUUUUCCUUUUCUAGGAACCUCCUCCCAAUGGGCCUGGGAGGUGCUGCUGCAAAAAACUAUCCCCAGGCAGGAAAACUGCCAAUGACAGCAAGAGCAAGAUGUGAAACCAACUCAAGCCCUGCCCUCAGCCCAGCUCUCAGCCCCGUCCUCCUCAGACCUCUACUUAUAAAGCCACUUCUGAGGACUUGGGACUUUGUCCUGACUCCUCCU
Mus caroli (Ryukyu mouse) is the source of this 1623-nucleotide messenger RNA. Lineage: Eukaryota; Metazoa; Chordata; Mammalia; Rodentia; Muridae. The record is from RefSeq and is a predicted model, not a curated record.